UUGAAAUUCUCUAAGGAGUGUACACGGAGCGAGCAGUGACCGUGAACAGAUUUCCGCAUAGUGAUCUCGCGAUCGUUCGCAGUGUAAAGCCUGAAGAACUGUAAUAUUAGUUCAAUAUUUUUUUUAAAUCUAAAAACUCGUGCAGUGUUUUGAAAAUGGUUUCCGUGAAGGUACAGUACGUGCUCGCUUUCUGCAUCGUCGCUGUCGUGGGUUCGCCUAGCGAUGAUGGCAAAUGGCAUCCAUACAGAUUCGGAGAUAAUGGCAAGUACAUUCCUACGGACGAGGGCAAAUACAUUCAUAUACCAAACCCUUACAUCCACGUGGAUAACCCUUACGAUGGCGGAUUUGGACCUUACACCCAUGAAGACGAGCCCUACGUUGUUGAAGAGACAGUCCAAGACCAGUAUAGGUUGGUACUAACACCGCCCAAGGACCUGCCCUUCUACAAGGACGGAUACUACAAGAACAAUGGCAUCAAGAUCAUCAGCCAAAAGCACAACUACAUGGAGGACAAAUACGAUUUUGAUUUCGAGACUGAAAACAAAAUUCGUGCCAAGGAGAACGCAGUGCUCAAGAACCCCAACACCAUCGAUGAAGGAAUUGCCUCUCAAGGCUUCUACGAGUAUAUUGGACCCGACGGCUUCAUGUACAGAGUCGAGUACACCGCCGACGAGAAUGGCUUCCGCCCCAAAACUCGCCGAUUGGAAACACCCUAUUCCGGCAAAUGGGUGUUAGAGAAGGUCAACUAACCGUAGAGAAUGAACCAAAAUACCACCAUCAUCCUCGUAAUCAGUAUUUUCGGAAUAGAUGUUUCACCUCAAUUAAUCUCUUGCACUGACUGACUGCAAUAUUUUUAACUUCCUUUUUGUUACCAACAAUAUUAUUCACGAUUAUGACAUUUCAAUUCGGUUUUACCUUACAAAAUGAUAUCGUUUGGUCGACGUUGAUGAAUCUCAAGACAUUAUGUGGAUAUUAAAAUUAGAAUUUUCGUUUCGAAGUACAAAAGUGUGUAAAAUUGAGUCAUGAAUGUGACAUAAAAAGAAUGUCUUGUGUUUGUUUAGGUAAUUGUAAUUUAUACUUUAGAUUUAAGAACUUAGAAUUAUGAAAUUUAGAUACUUAUUUAUGAAAUGUGAUAAUAAAUUUAUAUUUCGAUAUAA
Molecule: messenger RNA, 1157 nt
Organism: Manduca sexta (tobacco hornworm)
Lineage: Eukaryota; Metazoa; Arthropoda; Insecta; Lepidoptera; Sphingidae
Gene: CPR1
Product: larval cuticle protein LCP-30
Exons: 4
Coding region: 156-749 (197 amino acids)
Cellular component (GO): chitin-based extracellular matrix
Molecular function (GO): structural constituent of chitin-based larval cuticle
Source: RefSeq, a predicted model, not a curated record